UCACAAACAAUUUUAAGUGUUUCCAACAACAAAAAAAAUCGGCCCCCUAAAUUGGGUACAAAUUUGAACGUGGAAUUGUCUUUGUUUUUAACAUUUUGUGUGUGUGUCGUUUAAUUAAUAGCUUUGCAAAGGUUUCUUGUGUGGAGAAGCCUAAAAAUGUCUUGCUAUUUCCGCCAGAAUUCCGACUGUGAAAUAACAGUGCCCAAGUUUAAUGAAUCAGCUACGGGCAUUAUCUAUUACGACAUUAGGGUGCGGGUAGCCCAGGUCGAUUGGCUGGUUGAGCGUAGAUAUAAGGAUUUUGAUCAGCUCAAUGAAAAGUUGGUGGAGGAAAUCAGCAUAUCAAAAAAGCUAUUGCCACCGAAAAAAAUUGUGGGCAAUAAAAAUCCUGCCUUUCUCGAACAAAGACGUGAGCAAUUAGAAAAAUAUCUCAAGGAAUUGCUGGUCUUCUUUCGCAUACAACUGCCCCGGGUAUUGGCGGAAUUUCUAGACUUUAACAAAUACGAUAUUAUAUAUUUACUGCAAGAUCUAGCCAAACUAAGCAAUGAAAGUGGUGAUGCUUUAUUAAGUGCCAACAAGGAAUAUCAUUUUUCAGCUUUAGAGGUUUAUGCCAUCAGUGAACGUUUAAAUUUACCCUGUCCCCCCGAGAGCAUAGAACAAAGGGGAAAAUAUGAUUUCUCUCAUGUGCUUGACUUUUGCACGCAACUGGAGGUUAUUAAGGUGACGCCAGUGAAAAAUAAUGAUUCAUUUGCUAGCGAUUAUAAUGCUGUAGAUGUGCCCAUUGGUCGUAGUAAUAUAAUACCCAAAACUCUUAAAUUCAAUUUAAAUGCUUUUCGUAAUCUCCAAUGCUUAAAGAUUUUCGCCUUGCCUACGGAAAAUAUUAUAGAUAUUGGUUUGUUAAAACCAACUCUGCAAAAGAUAUGUGUUCACAAUACCACCAUAACUUCCAUUAAUCAAGUUCUACUGUGCGACAAUGUGCACAAGAAUGCCAGCAUAGACAUUCCCUCAGGCGAAGCCAUAGCUUUAAAUAGAUCAACUUCCACCACGAAUGGAGGUUUUCCCAUAACAUCUACUUCUCCGCUGUGGCGUAACAUGGUGGAAUUGAAUUUGUCGGGUAAUCUAUUGACUCAGAUCGAUGAAAGUAUUAGAACAGUGCCACAAAUUAGAGUACUUAACUUGGAACAGAAUCGUUUGCGUGCCAUUAAAAAUCUGGCCGAAUUGCCACAUUUGCAGGUAUUAAAUCUCUCUGUAAAUAUUAUAGCUGAGUGUGUGGAUUGGCAUUUGGAAUUGGGUAAUUUGGUUACGUUAAAUUUGGCUCAAAAUAAAUUGAAAUCCAUGAAGGGUCUACGCAAAUUGCUGUCCUUAAUUAAUUUGGAUUUAAGCUGUAAUCUCAUAGAUGAUUUAGAGGAAGUGGAUAAUGUGGCCUGUUUGCCUUUGCUGGAAACUUUAAGAUUAACCGGCAAUCCUUUGGCCAGCAGUGUGGAUUAUCGCCCUCGUGUCUUGGCUAGAUUCCAUGAUAGAGCUGGCGAAAUUGUUUUGGAUAGUGAAAAGGGUACUCAUAAAGAAUUGGAUACAGCUUUGGUAUUGUCAGCUUUGCAUACCUCACGCAUGAGACAGAAAUCAUCUCAACAAUAACGUUAGGUUAGUUUUUUUCCAGGAUUAUUUAAUAUAGUAUGUAGAAAUUUAUAAAACAGACAGCUAAAAUUCCAGAAUCUUAAUAAUCUAACUUUUAUAGAUCAUAAACUCUUGCAAAUUUUAAAAUUUUAUGUUUUUAAACUUUUAUGUGUCAUUAUGGAUGGCAAACGAACUUCAUUUGCAUUGUUAAAGGGCAACCACAAAUUUUUGGUUGCCAUUUGGCAACAUAAAAUUAUGCAGCCAGUUGUCAUCUGUAAGACCCCUUUCACACUAGGCAAUUUAGUUGCGCAAGUCUCUUGCCCAACAACAAAACAGCAUGCAAAAAUUACUUCUGCUUAACCUAGGGCAUCUACAAACACAAGAGACUUGCGCAACUUAAUUGCCUAGUGUGAAAGGGGUCUACUACCAUUUAGGCAACUGGCAACGCAACUAAAGUUCGAUUGCCAUCCAUUUAAGUUUUUGUCGAUGUUUUUGUUAAACUUUUAACAUUUUUGUUACUUUUAUUGAGAAUAAAAAUUAAUUGCUGCUUUAAUUUACUUUUUUAUUUAGAAAAUCCUUUUAAACAAAGGAUUUUUCUUUAUAAAAAGUAAAUUUAUAAUGGCUACACAUAUAUUUUAUUGAGAACAAAAAUCUUGAUUGCUUUUGUUAACUGGUUUCAGCAAAACUCUGCAAAAAAUAAGAAUUAUUAAUUGGUUUAAAAACUAUUUUUUAUUCUAAAUAUACUAUUUAUAAUAUUCAAUCAUAAUUUUAUAGUAAUUUUAAUAUUGUUUAAAGAAAUAUAUUGUAGUAUGUGUUUUUAUUUUGUAAACGUUCAUUUAAAGUAUUAAAUAUUUCAGUUUACUUGACAAGUGGACAAAACUUUUUUAGGUUUUAUAUUACUACCACUUUUACAAAUUUCUUUUAUUUUAAUGUUUGUGCUUGUAUAUUUCUUAAUAUGUUAGCUUUUACUGUCUCAAAUUUUCAAGUAUUUUCUUUUAUUUUUUAACAAAUACAGAUUUUAAUUUAAAUGGUAUUUUAAUGUUUAAAAGUUAUUGUAUUUUUAAUUUUAAAACAUUUAGUACUUUUAGUGUUAGUUUUAUUAUAAUUCUCCUGGUUAAGGGUUUAAGAAAAUGUGCAAAUAUUUUCUGUUUAUAUAAUUAUAUAAUUUAUAUGUAUAAGAAAUUGUCUUAUAAGAUUUUAAUAAAACAACAAAAAAAGUGGCUGAUAUUUAAAA
Messenger RNA from Calliphora vicina (urban bluebottle blowfly), 2845 nucleotides. RefSeq names its product nischarin. NCBI's taxonomy places the organism in Eukaryota, Metazoa, Arthropoda, Insecta, Diptera, Calliphoridae. The coding region runs from base 157 to 1632 and encodes 491 amino acids. The record is from RefSeq and is a predicted model, not a curated record. The transcript is spliced from 4 exons. Gene Ontology annotation, cellular component: cytoplasm. Gene Ontology annotation, molecular function: phosphatidylinositol binding; protein binding.